This is a messenger RNA of Daucus carota subsp. sativus, 2085 nucleotides long. RefSeq lists its product as uncharacterized. NCBI's taxonomy places the organism in Eukaryota, Viridiplantae, Streptophyta, Magnoliopsida, Apiales, Apiaceae. The transcript is spliced from 6 exons. The record is from RefSeq and is a predicted model, not a curated record. Bases 1 to 2085 code for a protein of 694 amino acids.
AUGGACAGGUCAUGGUUAACAGCUAAUAGAAGAACAAAAGAGUUUGAGAAUGGAGUGGACGCUUUACUUAUGUUUGCCUUUGAGAAUGGAUAUAACGAAGACAAAAUAGGUUGUCCAUGCUUAAAGUGCGCACAUAGCAAAUCUUGGACAGCUCGGACUGUUAAAAACCAUCUGUUUCAAUAUGGUAUUGAUCAAACGUAUACUCGCUGGAUAUGGCACGGGGAACCAAAUCUUGUAGAAAGUCCUGUAUUGGAUGAAAACGGCAACUCAGUAUCUUCUAAUUACCAAUUCUGCACAAGAAUGGGUGAAGCUGACGAUGAUGAUGUUCUUUCUUUAGAUUUCAUCAACCAUGUGAAAGGACCGACCGAGGCUGGAAAUGAUAUAGAUGUGUUCCUUCAACCACUUAUAGAAGAUCUGCAGGAGUUGUGGGGCGGGAAACAAGUGUACAACGCAUAUAGACAAGAGUCUUUCUUACUUGGGGGCAUAUUAUUAUGGACAGUAAGUGAUUGUCCGGCCUUGGGGAACUUGUCGGGACACGUAGUUAAAGGGUAUAAUGCUUGUACUAUUUGUGUUGAUAAAACAGAGGCUACUAGGCUGGUUCACUAUCGGAAGACGGUAGUUAUGAGGCAUAGGAGGUGGUUGCCCCGUCAUCAUCCGUAUAGAAAGAAAAAGGCAGCUUUUGAUAACAGCGUUGAGACAGGUGAUGCUCCUAUUCUAUUAACUGGUGAGCAGCAUGUUCUCGAUGUGAUGCACAUCGAGAAAAAUAUAUGUGAGGCUUUACUUGGAACUUUGCUAAAUAUUCCCGGAAAGACAAAAGAUAGGGAGUCUGUCCGUCUCGAUAUGGCAGAAAUGGGAAUAAGAACGGAGCUAAGGCCAAAAACUCCCGGAAAGAAAGAGAAGGUACCUUUGGCUUCAUGGAACUUAUCGAGUGCAGAAAAAAAGGUAGUUUGCUCAUCAUUUCUUCAAAUGAAAUUACCGGAUGGAUUUUUUUCAAAUAUCAAGAAUCUUAUAAAUAUGGAAAAACUUCGGCUUGUUGGAAUGAAAUCUCAUGAUUGCCACACAAUAUUUCAUCAUUUGCUUCAAAUUGCGAUUCGAUCGGUACUGCACAAAAAAGUCAGGUGCACAAUAAUAAGGUUUUGCCUUUUCUUCAAGGCAAUUUGCAGCAAAGUCAUCGAUGUAGAUAAAUUGGAAAAUAUGCAAUCUCAGUUGGUGGAAACAUUAUGCCAGCUGGAAAAACACUUUCCACCUUCGUUCUUCGAUGUCAUGAUCCAUCUCUCAAUUCAUCUUGUGAGAGAGGUUAAGCUUUGCGGGCCAAUAUUUCUACGUUGGAUGUAUCUUUUUGAGAUAUAUAUGAAGGCGUUUAAAGGAUAUGUUCGAAAUGCUGCUCAUCCCGAAGGUUGUAUUGCCGAGGCAUAUGUUGCCGAAGAGGCCGUUGAACGUUUGGUCAAUUUUGAAGAAGCUACCAUAGGUUUGCCAAAAAAUGAUAGGCAUGAGCAAAAUGCAAUAAGCAAACCUUUAUCUGGUGCGACAAUGAUCAAGCCAAGCAAAGAGGACUUGCAUCUAGCACACUUAUGUGUUCUACAAAUUGGCAAUGACGUCAGUGAACAUAUGGCAUCUUUAAUGGUAAGAUACCAGCAGCAUGAAAAUGACGAGGUGUGGCUAAAAACCAAGCAGAAUGAACAAUUCCCCGAAUGGUUCAGGAAAAAGAUUGAGACGGAAUUGCUCCAUGACCAUAAUAGCAUAGGUGAUGAUAUAAGGUGGAUGGCAGAAGGGCCUAACAAGAAUGUUCCUACGUUCAGUGGUUAUAAAAUCAGCGGAGUUAGUUAUAGCACCAAGGAGCGUGAUGGAAAUAGACAACAAGUUUGCUACAUUGAUGAUACUCUUGAAAAAUUUUGGUCUGUUGUGUUGAAAGUCCCGGUAAAGAACUUUUAUAACCACUGUGAUGAUGAAAAUGAAAGCUUCGUAGAAAUAGAACUUGAGAAUGAGCUGUUGUUGCCCGUGUUCCCGAAUGUUGAUGAACUGGACGAUGAAAAUACUAGCUAUAUGCGAGAGGAAGAAAAAUGGAUUCAACUUCCAUCAUGGUAA